AUGUGUCAAGUGUUCACCUGGAGACGUGGCUCAGGACAACUGAUCCUCCUGCUCCUCCUCAAACUGUCGCAGCUGGAGGGCGUCGGUGGGAAGGUGCUGGAGGAGACGUACCUGAAGUGGAUGCAGUAUAAAGACAACUGCAUGAAGACCAUCUCCCAGGAGCCCCCAGGAGAAGGGUUGUUGUGUAACCGAACGUUUGACCGCUACGCCUGCUGGCCUGACACCCCUGCCGGCUCCACCUCCAACGUGUCCUGCCCCUAUUACCUGCCCUGGUUCCACAAAGUGUCCCAGGGCGUGGUCCGGCGGGCGUGCCGGUCUGACGGCCGCUGGCUGCAGGAGGGGGGGCACGUCUGGAGAGACAUUUCCCAAUGUGAAGAGGAACAAGAGGUUACGUCACAGGAGCUGUGGUACAAGGAGCUGAUGGUGAGCUUCAGGAUGCUCUACACGGUGGGCUACUCCCUCUCCCUCUCCACCCUCACCAUGGCCCUCCUCAUCCUGCUCAGCUUCAGGAAGUUGUACUGCACUAGGAACUACAUCCACGCCAACCUCUUCCUGUCCUUCAUCCUGCGGGCGGUGUCCGUCAUCGUCAAGGAUACGCUGCUGGAGCGCCACUGGGGCCGCCAGAUCAUGCAGCAGGCGGACCUGCAUCACAUGCUCAGCCACCAGGCUGCUAUUGGCUGCCGGAUUGCCCAGGUGGUGAUGCAGUACUGUGUCCUGGCCAAUCACUUCUGGUUCUUUGGCGAAGCGGUGUACCUGCACUCAGUGCUCAUUGGCUCGGUGUUCAUCAACCACAACAAACACCUGCCGUACAUCUGCCUGGGCUGGGGCACGCCUCUUCUGUUCGUCCUUCCCUGGGUUCUGGUGAAGCUUCUGAAGGAAAAUAAAGAGUGUUGGGCACUGAACCAGAACAUGAACUACUGGUGGAUCAUCAGGCUGCCCAUCCUGCUGGCUUCAGUGAUCAAUUUGUUGAUUUUCAUGAAGAUCCUGAAAGUGAUUCUGUCUAAACUAAGAGCCAGCAACCAGAACGGAUACCCAGACUACAAACUUAGACUGGCGAAGGCCACGUUGACCCUAAUCCCUCUGUUCGGGGUCCAUGAGGUUAUCUUUAUCUUCGCCACGGACGAACAGACAACGGGGCUCCUGCGCCACGUCAAAGUCUUCUUCACCCUCUUCCUCAACUCUUUCCAGGGUUUCCUGGUCUCUGUGCUCUACUGUUACACCAAUAAAGAGGUGAGGUCGGAGCUGCGGAGGAAGCUGUGCAGCUGGAGGGGCGAGGUGGCGACGGUGUGUUGUGGGCAGUGA
Molecule: messenger RNA, 1302 nt
Organism: Gadus chalcogrammus (walleye pollock)
Lineage: Eukaryota; Metazoa; Chordata; Actinopteri; Gadiformes; Gadidae
Product: glucagon receptor-like
Exons: 13
Coding region: 1-1302 (433 amino acids)
Biological process (GO): adenylate cyclase-modulating G protein-coupled receptor signaling pathway; cell surface receptor signaling pathway
Cellular component (GO): plasma membrane
Molecular function (GO): peptide hormone binding; glucagon receptor activity
Source: RefSeq, a predicted model, not a curated record